This is a messenger RNA of Aplosporella prunicola CBS 121167, 1080 nucleotides long. RefSeq lists its product as uncharacterized. Lineage: Eukaryota; Fungi; Ascomycota; Dothideomycetes; Botryosphaeriales; Aplosporellaceae. Gene Ontology annotation, molecular function: protein binding. The record is from RefSeq and is a predicted model, not a curated record. Bases 1 to 1080 code for a protein of 359 amino acids. The transcript has 3 exons.
AUGACUUCUGAUAGUCAAACCAUCGUUGGCAUGGAUACAUCGGCGCCCACCACGGGGAAUAACGAUCCUCAAGAGCAGACAGCUCCAACUCCAAAACUCUUCGAGAUCCGCCCAUCCCAAGGCAAAGGCCUCGGCAUCUUCGCCGUCCGCAACCUGGAAAGAGGCACCCGACUUCUCGCCGAAGCACCUCUCAUUAUUGUAACAGCACAAGGCGUCAGGUCUCCAGAAGGAUUCCGCACAGCCAUAUUAACGGAGUUCCUGAAGCUCAACGCUGAGCAGCAGGGAGCAUUCUGGAAGUUAGCCGCCUCGCCCAAGAGACUGUCAGAGGCCAAAGAAUUCAUUAGUAUGCUGCCCUCAGUUAACGACGACCAUUGGUCUACGGAAGCGAAAGCAAGCUCAGAGCGACCCGUUUCGCCCUUCGCGCCCCUCAGCCGUGACGAGCAGAGCAAGAUCAUCGCCAUUGGCCGCACCAACAUCUUCGGCCUCGACGGAACACUCGACGGUGUUUGCAACGAAGCCUCGCGCUUCAAUCACUCCUGCACCCCCAACGCGGAUUACACCUGGAAUCCAGCUCUAAAGAAACUCACAGUGCAUACAGUGAGGAAAAUUAGUGCUGGUGAUGAGAUUACACUUACAUAUGUACCGGUGCUGGAAAGUCGUGCGGCGCGGCGGGAUGCGCUUGAGCCGUAUGGCUUCGAGUGCGACUGCGAUGUGUGUACGGCGGAUGCUCGCUUGUGGAUGUUGAGUGAUGAGCGGAGGCAAAAGAUUUAUGACAUUAUGCAGAGCUUUAUGCACUGGAAGGCAAUGAGCAAGGAAGACGAGGAUAUAACAGAGCCGACCUUGGACCAAAAGAGGCUGUUGGAGGAGGCAGUGGAUUUGGUGGAGUAUGAGAGGUUAGAGGGGAAGACGCUUGGGAUUAUUUAUUUCCUAAGUUUUAAGGAGGGCCAUGGCGACGAACUCCACUUGCAGCAUUUGUUGGAGGCCCAGCAGAUGUACCAGGGCGACGACCACCCUGACACGCAAAAGACAAAGAAAGAACUGAGCGAGAUUGAACAUCCGUUCCAUCAUAUUACAGACUAA